GACACCUCCAUCCUGUUUGUGGUGCCUUUGGCAUUUCCCCCUCCAGCACUUCCAGUCCCCUGUGGCUUCCCCAAGCCAGCCAGCUCCAGCGCAGCCCACGGCUGGGCCAGCAUUAACACACGGUGGCCUCGGCUGAGCCGGAGCCUCCACUGAAGGCAGGAGCCUGUCCAGGGAUGGAUCAUGGCAGCUCUUCACCAGCACACACAACCACAACAGCAUAAAUCCCCGUAGUCAUUCAGAACCACGGAACAACAUUGUGUGGACAGAAAGCAAAGGACCAAGCUAACACAGCUCAUUGGGGUUCACAUCCCCGCUUCAGUAAACGGAUGCUGGAGGGGCAAGAGGGGGGAGGGACACACACCAAAACAUCCCCAGCCUCCUGGCCACAGGCCCUCUGGAUGAGCAGCAUCAGUGCCCCUGCACAGCCCCUCCUCGUGCCUCGCUCCCAGGGGCCCACCGAAAAACAGGCCUGGUACUAAGUGAUGCCCUGAACUUCCUCAGCUCCAGGAGCAAUCAAGAGAGCCAAGCGAGGCGCCUUGCCGGGAGUGGGGUCACAGCUCCCACAGCUCCAACGCCAGCACAGGGAAAGCCACUUGGUACCCCCCUCCCUGCUCAGCCCACUCCCCCCAUGCUAGAGACAGCCUGGCCCAGCAGUGCCCAUGGCCUUCGGGCGACCUCCACAUCCAUGGGGACCCCACACAAGGCAAACCCGCAAGUUCACGCCCCAAACCUCCAUCUCAGGAGAUGCAGAGUGCUCAGUGCAGGGGUCAACUGCCCUGGAUGGGGGAACCAACACCAAACUGACACAGCUGUAAAAAAAAAAACCAAACCCAAAACCAAAUUGGCAGACCUAGCACAGCUUCACAACAGUACCAGAGGCCCCCUUUUACCAAGCAAGCCAUAGCAGUUGCUUCACUUUAUUUCUCAGAAACCCAACCACAAGUGUCAGGAAUUACUAAAGGGAAAGGCUAGAGUUUUGCUUGCUUUGUGUUUUAUGCAGCUGCAACACGAUCGUCCCCUGGGAUCACCUUUCCUCCCCGCAGGCAGGUGAGGUGGAAGCCAUAGUCUCUGGGUACUGGGCAGUAACUGGAUCCUGCAGACCCAGAUACAGACGCUGCCCCGUAAGCCUCUGCCGGGGAGAAACUGCCUCUGCUGUGAACACAGACCCUGCUGCGGGGAGAACUCCCCCCACCAUGCAGGUAAGUCCUUCGGCUUGUUGCUCAGCGCAGCACGGAGGCUGGCAUGAGGCUGUUCCUCUGGGACAACAGCUUCUCUUUGGCUCCUUACCCUGCCAGCUUUCACACGGUGUCGUCAGGCCAAGCACCAACGGCUCUCCUUUGAGGACACAUUAACCUUACAGGUCCUCGUUAGCAUCUCAGGCCUUCGGUAACAGGUUAAAAACAGUCAGAAAAUAUUAAUAGCGAGUUAUUCCUCAGUAUUUGCAUGCAUGGACGUGCAGAAAGAAGCCUUCUAAACUACAGCGUGGUAAUGUCCUUCUCGCUUGGGAUCUCGCUGUACCACAAGCAGCAGGGCUGCUGAGGUUUCUAGGAGGAAGAGAGCCUUACACUAAGAAUACAAAGACCACAGUCUAAAAGUCGUGAUUGUUUUGCAUGAAUAUAUUAGAAAAACAAAGAAAAGCCUUUCUGUUCUAAUAGCAAGAGAUUUCAGUGUCCAUGUCUUCUCCUCCCCAGCUGACACUCUGCAGGCUCCGGACUCACCAGUGGUGCUUCAUUCUCUUCAAUGUCUUGCUUUUCCACAUACUGCUUUUUGGGGCGGAUUUACUGGAGGAAUACUUCCUGCGGUCAUUGCCUCUUUCUUACACUGACGCAAAGGCGCUUGAAAUCCGGGAGAGGGCCAGGAAGCUAGAUAGGGAUCCCCUGAGGGCCAACCUCUCUUACGCUGUCAGCAGUGCAGCAACAUGCUCCCAUCAAGAGAUAUUUUUGCUCAUUCUCAUCUUCAGUAGCCCAGAAAACAGGACAAGGCGCGACGCGAUCAGGCAGACAUGGGGCAACGUGACAGACACCCGAGGUUAUGCUCUCCUUGCUCUGUUUGCGUUAGGAAAGCCAGCUUCAGUAACCACCCAGCUGGAGAUCAAUGAAGAGUCUCAAAAGCACAGAGACAUUAUUGAAGGCAGUUUCAUUGAUUCUCCCGAGACGCAGACACAGAAGAUGUUGAUGAGUGUGGAGUGGGCAGUGACUUUCUGUCCCCAUGCAAGGUAUAUUCUUAAAACAGAUGAAGACAUGUUUGUCGGUAUUCCAAGUCUGGCUGGAUACCUGCUCAGCUUAACCCAGCUAGAGGACAUUUACGUUGGGAGGGUUGUUCAUCAAGGAGCGCCCGACAGAGACCCCGAAAGCCCUGGCUUCGUUCCCAUCCAUCAAUACUCACAGGAGUUUUACCCCGAUUACUGCGACGGGAGCGCUUUCGUCAUGUCCCAGGACGUCGCUCGCAAGGUGUACGUGGCCGCCACGGAGGUGCCAGUUUCAGUGCCCCCCGAUGUCUUUGUCGGAAUCUGUGCUAAAAAAGCCGGCAUCGCUCCCAUUCACAGCUCUCGAUUUUCUGGGGAGAAGCACAUCAGCUACAAUCGAUGCUGCUAUAAAUUCAUUUUCACCUCUUCCAACGUGAAAGAGGACGAGUUAUUUCAAGACUGGAAAGAAACAAACGAUGGGGAAGAUUGCUCAUUACUCGAAACUUACUACGGCCUGGUGUCCUGCAAGGUUUUGACCUAUAUUGAUAAGUUCAAACAGUUCAACUUAGACAGAAUUAAAAAUGAGGUUCUUCAUUUCACCAAUUAACUCUUCCGAAGAAAGUCUGCAUUUUCUUUUACCAGCUGUUUUAUCCUGUUAACAGCCAGUAAUAACGAUCUCCUCUCAAAGUUAGCUCUCUUCCCUCCAACAGCAAACGAAUUCUCAGUGCUCUAGUGUGGGAGUGGAUGUACUCUAGCUACCGAUCUACCUGCAAGUGCAUGCAUACAAGUUAAAAAAACCAAAAGUAUUCCAAGAAACUGUCUGUAUCCAGUCCUCUACCUUAUGCCAAAACCCCUUCUGUGUUUUUAUCUGAGUGAGGCAUCACCUACUUCCAAAUAUUUUGUAACGAAAGGGAAUCUUUCCAUCCACAAAAAGGAGCUACUUCCGAGCCGCCUGUUUAACAGUACCAGUGAAGCUACCGAACAGCUUAGAGUGGGAACAGACAUUGAACCAUCGUGGGAAUGGCUUGGGUAAACAGCCCGGGGAGGUUCUAGGCAAGAAAUCCACCCUACCUGUUGAAGGAUCCUGUAUUUCUGUCAGUCAUGGCAUCAGAGAAACACCGACACAAGCACCUCCAUGCCGUUACACACACCACAAAUCCACCAGUGUACCGGUAACACCAACCUUACUCAAAAUGCAAAAAUUCCCCAAAUUAGGAACCGGCCUCAGAACACAACCUCACCCAUGCCUGCACCCUCCGGGUUAACUCUCCCGCAUCAGCUCUUUCAGCAGCAGGAAGACUGGCCAGACAGAUCGGUUCUACGGUUGCGAGGCACGCGCGGACCUUUGCAGGUCCCACCGUGACUGAAGGGACAGGGAGGUGCGCUCCGAAGGAUCCACCGUUCGUUCUUCAGUACCACGCUACGCUGCUUGUUAACCGGGGUCAAGUGACGAGCUUUGGGUUUGGGGGGGGUUUGGUUAUUUUAUUUAUUUAUUUUUUUUUUUAAACAGAGUUCAAGUUCAGCACAUUACCUCAAUUCUCAUUUUUUCUCAAUUAUCUCCACCUGUUACUUCACGGGGGAAGGAGGACAGGGACAACAUGCUUAAAUUUUCCCACUGUACCCGACACACCAGCAGCAACAUGUAAACCACACGGCAAUACACAGGAUGGGUAGGGAACUACAUGUGAAUAAUAAGAGGUAAGCGUCUGAUCAACUAAUGGGAAUGUUGAGCUCAAAGCUCAACAAAAUAAAGCAUAUGUGCAUAUAUAAAAAAUCCCCUUGUUUGGCAUCUCUGUGUGUUCUAAAAUAUUGUAUUUGGCAAACAUACCAUGCAAAGCAGAUGCUAAAGACUUUGCACACAGAGUAGCCUUCAAAAGCAACAGCUGAAAACACACACGGGAGAGACUCAUGAAUUGCAGAAAAGGUUUAUAUAUUGAUUUCUU
Egretta garzetta (little egret) is the source of this 4128-nucleotide messenger RNA. RefSeq names its product putative UDP-GlcNAc:betaGal beta-1,3-N-acetylglucosaminyltransferase LOC100288842. Gene Ontology annotation, molecular function: hexosyltransferase activity. The coding region runs from base 1674 to 2792 and encodes 372 amino acids. The record is from RefSeq and is a predicted model, not a curated record. Gene Ontology annotation, cellular component: membrane. NCBI's taxonomy places the organism in Eukaryota, Metazoa, Chordata, Aves, Pelecaniformes, Ardeidae. The transcript has a single exon.